GUCAUAUCUGGCAAACACAUGUCGUAUCUGGCUGGGCAAGUAUAGAUCAUGUCACGCAACACGAAGUCGUUGCUGGCUCGGAUAGUCGCUCUACUUUAGUUUCCGUUCCCGUCUCCCUCUUCCUCCUCGCCCUCCUCCUGCUCUCCCUCUUAAUACUUCUCCUUGUAUUUGUAGUUGCAGAAGAGCUGUGCGCCCCUCUCUGGCUUGACAAACUUACCGUCGACCACAAGCCCGUCGUCGACCUCCGAUGGCGGCGUCUCGGGACACUCAUUCUCCGCCUCUACACACACACAUGCAAACAAAAUACACCCACAAACAUGUACUAUCAUGUAUAUCGUAUAUAUCCGAUUCACGUAUUCAUACCCUCUUUGGUGGUGCAUCGGCCGAGAUAUUUUUUUUUGAUGGAAGGCUUGUGAGGAUCGUAAUCGAUUCGCUGGUGGAGCUUGCAGAUCUUGUCGGGGUCGUGAGUGUUCUUUGUGCCUUCUACGGUACAAGGGCCUCUUGGGGCGGCCUCAUUUUCGGGCCUAUCUCGUUCCCAGCCUGAUUAUACGCGAAUUGGUUGAAGAUCUUCAAAACGCAUGUGCCCCCUGACGGACGGAGGGAAAGAGAACGUAUACACAGGACAUACAUGAAAGAAACACACGCCCAUAUACGUAUUGGCCUGUGUACCGCCUUGGGCCUCUUUUGUUUAUUUCGGUCUGUGCUCAUGUCUAUCUCCUUCAUUCGCUCACUUUUAGCGGAUAGUAUUUGCAGCUGUUGCUCGGCCAUGCUGAUAGUCUUGAGGGCAGUUCUGACCAUAUCAUUGCUCGUUUUGCUCAGCUGGUUGGCAGCGGCCAUGAUCUGCUUGGCCUGCUGCACUUGAGCACGGAGCAUCGACAACGACAUGCCUGAACACACGCGCACACACACACAUGCGCUUGCGUCAUGUCCGCCUGCCGCCCGCAUACAAGGACAGAAGCGCACGGCAGGCAGAUCUCAUUCAUACCCUGCACGUGUCGAGAGAGAUCCUUGGCCAUCUGGGCCUCCUCUAGCUGGGAAGCCACCGCAGCUGCAUGCGUGGGUGAACAGGGAGGAUCUAUGCGCUACGUGCGGACGGAUGGCCUCUGCCUUCUCUUGAUUGGUGUGGGGGCGUCCGUGUGUGUAUCUGUGUAGCUGCACACGUACGUACCGGCUGCUUUGGUGAUGUCGGCCGUGGCGGCCAGUUCGUGGGCAGCUGUGUUGAGCUUGUAUGCGGCCGUGAUGGUGGUGCUGGCCUUGUCUAGUUGCAGCUGCACGAGCGCCAUCUGCUGGGCCUCAAACGCCGACACCUCACCAACUGCACACGCAUAUGACACAUCAACACACAGAGAUCUCGACUGCACGAAUGGACGGAUGGAUGGGCGAGGCCACCUACCGUGCCCGUAACGGUCCACCGACACUUCUGCACCCAUCACAAAUGCAAGAGAAUAGCAACAGCACGCGAAUUGGACAGAUCUGCCAUGAUUUAUGGUCCGUUCGGUGCGUGUGCGCUUCCUCGCGGCUCACGUCGGUCACCGGUGCGCUGGCCGGCCAGCAGAGGCUGGACGAGGGCCGCAAGGCCAACCAACAGGAUGGCAACGACGCCGAAACGCAUCAUCGAGGCAGGCUCCGCAAGUAUGAGAAACUAUGUGCACGCUCGGGCGCUUAAAGAUAUCUCUCUCUGGGAGAGAGAGAGAGGGAGGGGGGGAGG
This is a messenger RNA of Vitrella brassicaformis, 1708 nucleotides long. Lineage: Eukaryota; Vitrellaceae. The record is from the annotation of a GenBank genome assembly.